Astyanax mexicanus (Mexican tetra) is the source of this 5697-nucleotide messenger RNA. Its product is annotated as zinc finger protein 501-like. Gene Ontology annotation, molecular function: DNA-binding transcription factor activity, RNA polymerase II-specific; RNA polymerase II cis-regulatory region sequence-specific DNA binding. NCBI's taxonomy places the organism in Eukaryota, Metazoa, Chordata, Actinopteri, Characiformes, Acestrorhamphidae. Gene Ontology annotation, biological process: central nervous system development; regulation of transcription by RNA polymerase II. The record is from RefSeq and is a predicted model, not a curated record. The coding region runs from base 556 to 2091 and encodes 511 amino acids. The transcript has 3 exons. Gene Ontology annotation, cellular component: nucleus.
GGAGAGAGAAAGUGAGGAGAGAAGUUGUGUUUAGACUCUCCGGAGCGCUUUUAUUUACUUGUUAUCCGCUCUAUAACACAGUUACAGUGCUAUUGUACUGUAUAGUGCUCUAAACCGCAGCGUUCAGUUCAGUUUUCCUGCGGAACCUCUGAAGAGGCAGUUCAGCCGGACUGUGGAGUAAAGGCGCUUCUCCGCGGACUGAGAGCUGCUGCUGCUGAGUUUCCUCGCGCCUGUCUGCAGCAGCUCGGCCGGACCUCGCGUGUGAGUUGAACACGGAGGGUGUUCUGAUCUUCCCGGCGCUCGUGCACUGCGUCGUCUCCCGCUGUGAGUGCUGGGGACUGCUGCGUUCUGACCGGGAGCACCGCGAACCGGGAGUCUGUUGUCAUGGCUACUGAGGACGCCAUCUCCGCGAGCUCUGUGUGAACCAAAUGAACAUAUUCUCCUGAAACCAGGAUAGACAAAGAGCAAUGUUAACCUGCUGAAAGAGGUGAAGCAAAAGCCGUCCAGAAGAAUCUUCAGAACACGCAGAAACAGUUUGAUACGUUUAACAGACAAAUGAAGACAAGUCCCAACAUGGAGAAACAUCAGCACUCUGUCAAGAGUUUUAAUAAACAGAGUAAUCUCAAAAAACACCAGCGCAUUCACACAGGAGAGAAACCGUAUUACUGCUCAGACUGUUGGAGGAGUUUUUCUGAACAGGGUAAUCUCAAAAAACACCAGCGCAUUCACACAGGAAAGAAACCGUAUUACUGCUCAGAGUGUGAGAGAAGUUUUACUCAACAGAGUAAUCUCAAAAUACAUCAGCGCAUUCACACAGGAGUGAAACCGUAUCACUGCUCAGUCUGUGGGAAAAAUUUUAAUCAAAAGAGUGUUCUUCAAAAUCACCAGCGCAUUCACACAGGAGAGAAACCGUAUUACUGCUCAGACUGUAGGAAGAGUUUUACUACACAGAGUGAUCUCAAAAAACACCAGCGCAAUCACACAGGAACUGCUGAAAGAGGUGAAGCACAAGCCAUCCAGAAGAAUCUCCUGAAAACGCAGAAAUUGUUUGCUACAUUUCACAGACAGAUGGAGCCAAGUCCCGACAUGGAGAAACAUCAGCACUCUGUCAAGAGUUUUACUAAACAGAGUGAUCUCAAAAAACACCAGCGCAUUCACACAGGAGACAAACCGUAUUACUGCACAGACUGUGGGAAGAGUUUUAAUCAACAGAGUGAUCUCAAAAAACACCAGCGCAUUCACACAGGAGAGAAACCGUAUCACUGCUCAGACUGUGGGAAGAGUUUUAAUCAACAGAGUCAUCUCAAACUGCACCAGCGCAUUCACACAGGAGAGAAACCGUAUCACUGCUCAGACUGUGGGAAGAGUUUUACUCAUCAGAGUACUCUCAAAAAACACCAGCGCAUUCACACAGGAGAGAAACCGUAUCACUGCUCAGACUGUGGGAAGAGUUUUAAUCAACAGAGUGCUCUCAAAAAUCACCAGCGCAUUCACACAGGAGAGAAACCGUAUUACUGCUCCGAUUGUGGGAAGAGUUUUACUGAACAGAGUAGUCUCAAAAUACACCAGCGCAUUCACACAGGAGAGAAACCGUAUCACUGCUCAGACUGUGGGAAGAGUUUUACUGGACAGAGUACUCUCAAACUGCACCAGCGCAUUCACACAGGAGAGAAACCGUAUCACUGUUCAGACUGUGGAAAGAGUUUUACUAAACAGAGUAGUCUCAAACUGCAUCAGCGCAUUCACACAGGAGAGAAACCGUAUCACUGCUCAGACUGUGGGAAGAGUUUUACUCAACAGAGUAAUCUCAAACUGCAUCAGCGCAUUCACACAGGAGAGAAACCGUAUCACUGCUCAGACUGUGGGAAGAGUUUUACUAGACAGAGUGAUCUCAAAAUACACCAGCGCAUUCACACAGGAGAGAAACCGUAUCACUGCUCAGACUGUGAUAAGUGUUUUACUACACAGAGUCAUCUCAAACUGCAUCAGCGCAUUCACACAGGAGAGAAACCAUAUCACUGUUCAGACUGUGGGAAGAGUUUUACUUUACAGAGUGAACUUAUAUUACAUCAGUGCAUUCACAAAAGAUAGAAAAGUAUCCCAAAUCUGUUCCUCUGCCAUAAAAAAUGCAAACCUUAAAUCUUUCAGACAGCCAAAAACACCUCAUCAUGCACAAAAUCUUCACUCUGUUACAAGAACUUCAUUUAAAAAUGGCUUUUUACAGGUUCAGAAAAAUGAAUCUUAUCCAGAUGAUGUUUACUGAAUUUCAUGCUGUGUUUUUAUGUAUGUUUGUAUACCUACAUUAGUUAAUGCCUGCAGAGCUCUUCAACACUUAGUGUUGUGUUUUAAGAAGUUUUUACACACAGAAUCAUAAAUGGUACCACUAACAGCAUAAACUAGGAACAUACAUUUUUACAAUUUUUUCAGUGAUAUGCUGAAUAAAUAGUAAAGCGAUGAUGCUAGCUCAGAGUAAAAUCGUAUAUUAAAUCUCAGCAUUAGCUUUAGAACUAAUAAUAAACAAAAGUGAGGAUUUUAUAAUUCUGGGACAUUUUUAGGUUUAAAAAUUGAAUAUGCUUUGCCAUAAGUAGGAAAUGAUCAUUUGGUCAACUUAUGUCAUUUACAGCCUUAACACAUUCUCAAUUGUUUACAUAUAAAAACUUUCUUUAUUUUUUCCUCCACUCCACGUUUGUAGUUUGUAGUUGGAGCGAGGGCACUGCCAGUGUUUGCUCCAGAUGUUAGAUUAGCAUUACUUAGUCUUUUAAAAUUUAGAUGUCGUAGUUUAAAGGAGUAGAGUAUUCUUAGGAGUAGAGAAUAUUCUUAGCUUGCAACAAAAGGCCAACAAAACCCUUUUCAGAGUUAAAAAAAAAAAAAACGGUCUAGCUUUAGUUUCCAUACUGAAAGCAACACUCAGCAGGCUAUGCAGCAGUAAGACUGCAGGAUCCUUGAUUCCCUCUACUGCACGUGUCAAACACAAGGCCCGCGGGCCAAAUGUGGCCACAUCCAAGCGAGAGCUUGUAAGAUCUUAGUGUCUAUAAUAAAUAGGUCAGAAGCGUUCUUUGACCAAAAACUACAUUUCCCACAAUGCUUGUCGAUUGUAUUACCCGCGAAGUUACGGUUUACUGCCACUUCACGGCAGUGUAGUCAUUGAUGUGGAAACCCUGCCGGAGUGAAGGCGUAACUUCGCGGGUGGAAUUGAGACAUACAUAAUGUCCAGAAAAAAGAGAAGCUGAUGCAGCCGGACGGCUGUGCUUCAAGGGGAAAGACCGGUAUGCCUUUUGUGUUACGAAGAGUGUUACUGACCAAAAUAAACGCUUGUUAGGAGAGAUAUAAGUUCUGUGUAAAUAUUUAUAAGACAAUAGCUGACAAAAUCUGUUUUAAUGACGUUAAUAAACAUCACUGGGACAGCGCUAGUCGCAGUUUCACCACAGCAAAGGACGAGGACGUGAAUAACUUAUCUAACCAGCCUUUACUGAUUUCUGACCCCAAUAACCCUUUCAAUAACCUCCAAUAGCCUUUAAUAGUCUUCAGUAGCCUUCAACAGUCUAACCUUGCAGCCGUGGUGUGUUCUAAACUCCGUAGUUAUAAACAUCCUGAGGUUAGCAGCGCGCUAACUGACCUGUUUAUAAUGUAAUCCCAGCAGUGACUCCGUGACGCUGCUUUAAACUGCUGCUGUUAGCUGCUUGGGCUGAAAGAUGAACUGUAGAGAGCUGUAUUAUCUGUUUAGUGGGGUUAUUUUAUUUCAUACACGGAAGAACUUAAAAAUUUUAAAAACGCUCCAGACUGCCUCAGCUGAGCCCUGUAGCCCGUGGCUGGGCUGUAGCUCUGACUGAGUAAAGACUGCGGGCUUGUGCUGCUGCUGCUGCAGCUCCGACUAGUGGUUGUAUGAGGAACUGCUAAAUCUGAGGAAAUGCUAAAUCUAUCACAUGUUCUUAACAGUUCACAAUUUUUAAUUUUAUAUUUAUUAAGCCUUAUUUCAGUAUCAAACGUUUUGAUCAAAGUUAAUGUAACUAGUAUUUUAUGUCAUUUCUAUUCACUUGACUAGUUUGGUUCUUGAUUGAUGGAGUUUUUGGAUUUCAUAACAUGACAAAUUAAAAGGAUUUAUGUUAAUAGAGCAAAAAGCAAACAUUUUUUUCCAUGCAACUGUAAUAUUUGAUUGAAUAAAUAGUAUAUUGAGAGUUAUUUAACAUUAAGGAGUAAUUACAUUCAUUUUAUAUUACAUUUGAUUACAUUUGAUUACAUUUAUAAGUUACAUCUGGCCCUCAGUGGACAGCCAAUAUGCCAAUGUGGCCCUCGGCCAAAAUGAGUUUGACACCCCUGCUCUACUGGUUUUCUCAUUGGUCUAUGGUUCAGUCAGUCUGAUUAAAAAUCUGCAAGUUAAUCUACAGGGAUAUUUGGUUGUGUUGUGUUGCUAAAGUUAUAUACUCUGUUAUCUUUUCCUUAUUUGGUAUCGUUUUGCUAAAGGUUUUUUUUUUUAUAUCUCUAAAGGUACUAAAAAUAUCUAAUCCAUUUACUUUAUUGAUUGUUUUAUCCAGUACCAGCUAUUAUCGUUGUUUUACAUCACCUUAUGUAUUUACUCAUAUUCAUAUCUAUGUGAUUCAAUAAAAGGCUUUUAUAUUGCAAGAUCUGCAAUCUUAUCUAUUCUUUCAACUUAAGCAUUUAGCCAAAAGCUUUUGUACACAGCCAAACAUACAUUCAAGCAACCACUAUAUACAGUGCCUUGCAAAAGUAUUCGGCCCCCCCUUGAACUUCUCAAACUUUUGCCACAGUUUGGGCUUCAAACAUAAAUAUAUGAUUUUUUUGUUUGUUUUUUGUGAAGAAUUAACAAGUGUGUAAGAAUACGGAGGAGUUUUGCCUUACUAUGUUCAUUGUUCAUUGAUUAAAGGGUUAAUCUGUGUGUAACUAAAUCAGCAUUUCACUUAAUCAGUAUGUUAUUCAAGCAUUUAGCACGAUUCAUGAUGAUUCACAUUGUGACUUAGAAUGUAUGUAUAUUGUGUCCUUGUGCUCAAAGCAAGGCCGUUUUUCUUGCAACUUAGCAUGAUUGAUUUUUUCCAGCGGAACCAUGAGUUUCUGUACAUGUAAUCUAUAGUCUGAUAAGGUUGGGGUGACCGAGUUCUCGGCUGACGUAUAGGAUGAAUAACUGCUUAUCAGUAUCAGGAUCCGGGGGGUGUGAGGAGCCUCCUCACACACUAUUAGACUGAGGCCAGGCGAAUGCCUGUUUUUAUUAGACUCUCUGUCUAGGAAGAAGAGUAGAGUUGGGCGGGAGAGCUUCUCCCGAGAGGGACUACAGAGCCACAGGUCCUGUUCACACAGCCGAGAACUCUAGAAACCCCAACUUUUCUCACCUUUGGGGUUUUCCUCUUAUUUUCACCUUUUUAUUUCAAUUCAUUUUUCAAUAAUCUUUUUACUCAAUUUUUGAUGUAUCCAAAAAAAACUGUUUUGCUCAGAAGCAAUUUGAAUUUGAAUAAAUUUGAAUAAAAUCUGACGGAACUACAAUUUUGGACUGGAUCUCCUUUUCUUCUUUAUGACGUAUCAUGCCAGAUACAUCAUAAUUCGAACAGUAGAUCAAUAAUCUUUCAAUCGUGAAGUGGAACGAAAUUUAUUGGAUACACAUUAUGUUGAGAUACUCAGUAUUUUGAGAACAUUGGUAUUUAACUUGUGUGAAACUGACACCAAUAAAUCCAUAACUCCUGCUAUUUA